Messenger RNA from Propithecus coquereli (Coquerel's sifaka), 2099 nucleotides. RefSeq names its product exoribonuclease 1 (gene ERI1). Lineage: Eukaryota; Metazoa; Chordata; Mammalia; Primates; Indriidae. Gene Ontology annotation, cellular component: cytoplasm; nucleolus. The transcript is spliced from 7 exons. The record is from RefSeq and is a predicted model, not a curated record. Bases 131 to 1177 code for a protein of 348 amino acids. Gene Ontology annotation, biological process: exonucleolytic trimming to generate mature 3'-end of 5.8S rRNA from tricistronic rRNA transcript (SSU-rRNA, 5.8S rRNA, LSU-rRNA). Gene Ontology annotation, molecular function: 3'-5'-RNA exonuclease activity; nucleic acid binding.
GUGUGGCCGCCGCCGCGGGAACCGGAGCCCGGUAAUUUUUCAACCGAGAAAGACGAGGCUUUCGGGCUUGGCAGAGUGAGAGUGAGCGAGAGUCCGGCUCCAGCAGCAAUCUUCUGGCGUGACAGUUGGCAUGGAGGCUCCACAGAGUAAAGAGGGUGGCGGCGAGGCCGUGGCUCCCGCGCAGCAGGAGUCGCCGCGGCCGGAGUGUGCGGAGGAGCAGCAGCUGCCCAGUCUCGAGAAAAAGCAACGAUGUAGCUUUGAUGGCCAAGAAACAAAAGGAUCUAAGUUCAUUACCUCCAGUGCAAGUGAUUUCAGUGACCCAGUUUACAAAGAGAUUGCUAUUACGAAUGGUUGUAUUAAUAGGAUGAGUAAGGAAGAGCUCAGAGCUAAACUUUCAGAAUUCAAGCUCGAAACCAGAGGAGUAAAGGAUGUACUAAAGAAGAGACUGAAAAACUAUUACAAGAAGCAGAAGCUGAUGUUGAAAGAGAGCAAUUGUGCUGACAGUUAUGACUACAUUUGUAUUAUUGACUUUGAAGCCACUUGUGAAGAGGGUAACCCACCUGACUUCAUACAUGAAAUAAUUGAAUUUCCUGUUGUUUUAUUGAAUACGCAUACCUUAGAAAUAGAAGAUAUGUUUCAGCAGUAUGUAAGACCAGAGAUUAACACACAACUUUCUGAUUUCUGCAUGAAUCUUACUGGAAUUACUCAGGAUCAGGUAGACAGAGCUGAUACCUUCCCUCAGGUACUAAAAAAAGUAAUUGAUUGGAUGAAAUUGAAGGAAUUAGGAACAAAGUAUAAAUAUUGCAUAUUAACAGAUGGUUCGUGGGAUAUGAGUAAGUUUUUGAGCAUUCAGUGCCAACUCAGCAGGCUCAAAUAUCCUUCUUUUGCUAAAAAGUGGAUCAAUAUUCGAAAGUCAUAUGGAAACUUUUACAAGGUUCCUAGAAGCCAAACCAAACUGACAAUAAUGCUUGAAAAAUUAGGAAUGGAUUAUGAUGGGCGGCCUCACAGUGGUCUUGAUGACUCUAAGAACAUCGCCCGAAUAGCAGUUCGAAUGCUUCAAGAUGGAUGUGAACUCCGGGUCAAUGAGAAAAUGCAUGCAGGACAGCUAAUGAGUGUGUCCUCCUCUUUACCAGUAGAGGGCACUCCGCCUCCACAAAUGCCACAUUUUAGAAAGUAGCAGCAUUUUUGUUUGGAUCAUUCUACUUGCAGUUGCUACAAAGAGGGAGCAGAAUUGAAUUAGUCCUGCAGUGCAAACUUUAAGCACCUUAAACAUGUAAGAUCUUAUUACAGUAAUUGAUAGAUAUAGGUAUAUAUGUAUGUGAGCAGAUUGUGUGGCAGGGCAUAUUGAAUUCUUUGUCACCAGCACUUUUGAUAUGAGCAGUAUGUGUUACACAGUAACAGUUCCUGCUUAGAACUGAAUUUGAUAAUUUGAGGUGUCUAAGGCAUGUUCCUUUUGAUUUUAAAAUGCAAAAUCUUAUUGGUUCUUCCCUUGAAUUUCAUAUCUUAUUGAUGUUAAAAUAUAGAAUAUAUUUCUAUAUUAACAUCAUUAAAUCAUUUCUUAAAAAUGCAGAAAAGAUAGGAAGGUAGGCCUUACCUAACCUUUGGAUUUUAGAAGUAUCAUUGUCAUUUUGAUUUUUGAAGUCAUAUGCGAAGUUCGGCUACAUGUGGUGAAUUUCAUAAGUACUUGGUAUAUGUAUGUUUCUUUUAGACUCAGAAGACUUGUGAUGGAUUAUAGGGUCUGGUUAAAAAUUCAGUUACUGAUGAGAUUCAUGAAAAGUCAGAAGGAAAUACUAUUUAAAGGAAUAUCCUAAGGGCUGUAGCUCAAACUUUAUAAAAUAUAAAUAAAUCAGUGGGGAUUUUUGGAUUUGGUUGUUUGGUUCCCCUCCCUCAUGUGACAUGUAUCUGCCUUAAUUCUUAAAUCUAAGAGACCAUGCUUUGAAAUAGACAAAAUUAAGGGUCGCCACCUAAUUCUACAUUUGUAUUCAGUAUUAUAAGUGAGGUUAAUAAAGUCAAGUAAUACUUUUUACCAUGUCUUAUGUUUUUGUUAUUUAAAAACUCCAUUGGCCACCAGUGUAGUUAGUCAAUACUUGCUUGUCUGA